This is a messenger RNA of Knipowitschia caucasica, 957 nucleotides long. NCBI's taxonomy places the organism in Eukaryota, Metazoa, Chordata, Actinopteri, Gobiiformes, Gobiidae. The record is from the annotation of a GenBank genome assembly.
AUGUUUCACAGUAGUUCUCAUAAAAAAUACUGGAUAUUUAGGAGUGAGGACGAACUCGAGCUGUUAAGAUGUGGAGCCAGUCAGAAGUUUCGCAAGAAAUUGUUGGAAACCGUCAAGCCUGUUAGUGAUUCCAUAUUCUUGACGCGCCACGAAGAGGACGUUUUAUUCAGAUACUACGAGAAGAGGCUGCUUGAAUUCUGCAAUGUUUUCAAGCCUGUCAUGCCUAAAUCUGUUGUGGGUACAGCCCUCAUGUACUUCAGAAGAUUCUACCUCAACAACUCUGUCAUGGAGCACCAUCCAAGAAUUAUUAUGCUGACAUGUGCAUACCUAUCGUGCAAAGUGGAUGAGUUCAAUGUCUCGAGCAGCCAAUUUGUGGCCAACCUUGUCCACGAGACACCUGCAGGACAAGAGAGGACAGCAGAGCAAAUCCUCGAGUAUGAGUUACUGCUGAUUCAACAACUGAACUUCCACCUGGUAGUCCACACCCCUUACAGACCAAUGGAGGGACUGCUCAUCGACCUGAAGACCAGAUAUCCUACACUGGAAAACCCAGAGUCUCUGAGGAAGAAUGUUGAUGACUUCCUAACACAGGCAUCUUUGACAGACAUAGGACUGCUCUUCACUCCAUCACAGAUCGCAUUAACUGCAAUUCUAAGCAGUGCAUCACGAGCUGGACUUAACAUGGAGAGUUACAUUACAGAAUGCCUGGGCUUGAAAGAGGACAAGCAGAACCUUUCAAAGAUGUAUGAUUCUAUGAAAAGAAUGAAGAUUCUAUUGAGGAAAUAUGAACUUUCAAAACCAGAAGAAGUGAACACAUACAAGCAGAAGCUUGAAAGGAUACAUGCUGAAUAUGUCACAAGCACAAGCAACAAACGGAAAAGAGGAUAUGAAGAAGACGGGCAUGUAUCAAAAGAACCACGGAUAAUUGAAGAGUUGUCUGAUGAAGACCUAAUGUGA